Paraphaeosphaeria sporulosa is the source of this 925-nucleotide messenger RNA. Its product is annotated as glycoside hydrolase. The transcript has 2 exons. Gene Ontology annotation, cellular component: membrane. Gene Ontology annotation, molecular function: beta-N-acetylhexosaminidase activity. Lineage: Eukaryota; Fungi; Ascomycota; Dothideomycetes; Pleosporales; Didymosphaeriaceae. Bases 1 to 906 code for a protein of 301 amino acids. Gene Ontology annotation, biological process: carbohydrate metabolic process; glycosaminoglycan metabolic process. The record is from RefSeq and is a predicted model, not a curated record.
AUGGAAUCCGAUCUCUAUCCCCACCGAGGGUUCAUGCUGGAUACGGGCCGGAAGUUCUUUCCCGUUGAAGCCAUCCUCGAUCUGUUGACCGUGCUUCACCAGUACAAUUUCAAUGUCUUCCACUGGCAUAUAUAUGAUGCAGAAAGUUUCCCCAUACACUGGCCGGCAGACCGUGGUUUGACCAAUGCGAGCCAGGCGCACAGUCAUACUUCCAGACACUAUACGCCUGGGGAUAUUCAGAGUGUGAUUUCACAUGCGCAGCGCUUGGGCAUCAUGGUCUACCCCGAGACAGAUAUGCCUGGGCACAGUGACAUAUGGGGAAUUUGGAACAAAGACUUGGUAGUAGGCACGCCAGACCUGAAACGUCCAGAGGCCCAACUAGACAUCAGGCAACGCCAAACAUACGACCAUAUCGCCGAUUUGGUCUCCACGGUUGACGGAUAUUUCCGGUCUCCCCUACAUCACUUUGGCGGCGAUGAAGUGGCCUAUAUUUGGCAGACUGGAGAUGACAACAAGCUGUUCGAGACGUUUCUGCACUGGCUCAAACGCCUUCAGCCAAACAAGACGCUCAUUCUGUGGGAUGAUCCUCUUACCGACGAGGGAAAGCGUAUCGACAUAUCCAAGGAUUGGGUUAUACAAACUUGGCAUGACGGUGCCUCUCAAGAAAUGCUCAACAGAGGUUACCGCGUCAUUGUCUCCGAGUCGGAUGCAUUCUACAUUGGCAAUGCAGACCACGAUAAAAUCGGUUCCUUUGUGUUCCCGGAUGAUUCGAAUGUCUUGGGAUUUGAACUUGUCUGGUUUACUUCGGAGGGGGACGAUCCAUAUGAUUUUCGCCAGAAUUGGGUCAUGGAUCCGAUAAAAGCGGCAUCACAAAUUCGACGAAAUCGGAACAAGCGUACGUCUUGAUCCGGAAGUUCGCUGGUGC